GUUUCAGUUACGGUUGAGCGCUGUGAAAGACAGUCGGCGCAUUCGCUCGCUGUCCGCUCUCUCAACGUGUGAGUGUGUGUGUGUGUUUGUGUGUGCGUUACAACUAGGGGUUAAAAAUCCAGAGACUGAAACAAUAAAAUUACUAAACGAUCGCUUACACGCACAGCACGCUAGAGUGAGAGUGAGAGCGAGCACAGGCAAGUGCGCGAGUGAGCGAAAUAGCAAGCGAGAGAGAGGCAGAGGCAGAGGCGGCAGACAGAAGGCAGCAGGCAGAGGACGACAGUCAGUCAGUUGGCAUCGCGAGGACUUUGAGCCUGUUAACAGAAAACAUUUGAAUUUAAAUGCGAAUCGUUGAUCAAACGGUGCAGACGUCUCGGUCGCAGCCACCUGAGCAACUUUACCGUUACUUGCCACGUUGUCGUUAGCUCGUCAAAUUGCAAACUGCAAACAGCAAAUAGCGAAUAGCAAAGUGAACAAAAAUUCUAAAAACAAAACCUAAACAAUUGUGCAUUUAUUUCAAAUUUAAAUUGCGCGCAUAUAUAAAGUGAACAGUUUUUGUGUGUAAAUCAAAUUUCGCAGUGUUUGUUUCGUGUGUGUUUUUGCGCCAUGUCUUCCUCUGAGGCUGAAGUCGAUAUCAGUGUGGUCUCGAGUCCCGAGCCAAGUCCGUUGGGUGCCGCCGGCAUGAGCAAUGGCCGCGAGACGCCAUCGGCGCGCUCCAUUGACGGCAGCUCGCCACCGGCAACGCCAACGCAUCGCUCCACGCCCAACACUGCCGCCGGCACGCCCACAUCAUCCACAUCGACGUUGGCCGCGGCGCCGCCGCACUACAGCCACAACCAUCAUCACAGCCCCAACGGCGCGGGCUCGGUGCCGCCGGCGGUGCUGCAUCAUCAUCUGCAACAUCAUCUCAGUUCGCUCAGCGGUCAUCCGGUCGCCUUGCAUCAUGCUCUCCACAGUUUCGGCCAUUUGCACCCGGCACAUGGAGCACCGCAUCCGGCGCUGCUGCAACAUGCUGUGGCACCCACAGCGCAUCUCAGCGAACGCCUUGGAUCGCCGCCACACUUGGCAUCCAAAUCACCGGACUUGGAGCGCAAUGGCAGCAACGCCGGCGAUGAGCACAGCAGCCUGAACAACAACAACAACAGCAAGACGCUGAAUCACAACAGCACAUGUGCCUCGGCAGCAGCAGCGGCCGCGGUGGCAGCAGCCGCAGCUUCAGUGGGAGCCAAUAGCAAUGAUAGCACUGCGAGCAGCAAUGGCAACAAGGCCACAACGGGCUUCACUAGCUUCUCCAUCUCCAGCAUUCUCAGUCGCAGUGAGCCGGCGAAAAAGAAUGGCGCCACAGCGCUGAUUACGCCCAUUCCUCAGCUGCCGCAGCCCGGAGUAGGCGUGGGCGCUGGCGGGCCACAGGAUGCGGCCAUGCUCUCAAGAUUGGGUUUCAUCUCACAGUGGGGCGCUCUCGCUGGACGUUAUGCGGCUCUCUGUCCACCUGGCUGGCCCUGGGCACCGCAGCGUAUGCCCUUCCAUAGUCCCACACAUGACAGUUCCUCGACAAACACCACAGAAAAUCCACCAUCGCCCACCUCGCUGAGUCCCAGCGGUGGCAGCAACAACAACAACAACAGCAGCAGCAGCAGCAACAACAACAACAACAGCAGCACUGCCAAUGCCAACAGCAGCAGCAGCAUUUCGGGCAAUGGCCACGCCAACAAGUCACCACCACAUCAUCCGCUCUAUCAGCAACAACAGCAGCAUCAACAGCAACAGCAUCCACUUGCUGGCCAACAGCAUCCACAACAGCAUCCACAUCAGCCCAGCACGCCCACGAGCAGCGCCGGCGGACUCUCAGCGCAUCAUGGCCAUCAUUUGGGCAGUUCGCAUCCGAGUGCCGCUUACAUGCUGCCCACCAGCAGCAAUGAAUCGGACGAUGAGGGCGAGGAGAUCAUCGAGGAGGACGAUGGCACCGAUGGCCCCUCGGACAGCUCGUCGCCGCACGGCGAUGGCAGCAAUUCCAAGCGCAAGAAGAAGACGCGCACCGUCUUCUCGCGUGCUCAGGUCUUUCAGCUGGAAUCCACCUUCGAUCUGAAGCGUUAUCUCAGCUCAUCGGAGCGUGCUGGCCUUGCGGCUUCGCUGCGUCUCACCGAGACCCAGGUGAAGAUCUGGUUUCAGAAUCGUCGCAACAAAUGGAAGCGUCAGCUGGCCGCUGAACUAGAGGCAGCCAACAUGGCGAACAUGGCGCAUGCUGCACAGCGUUUGGUGCGUGUUCCGGUGUUGUAUCACGAUGGCACCACCGCUGGCUUUGUGCCACCACCGCCACCGCAUCACCAUCCGAUGCAGUACUAUGCGGCGGCAGCGGCACGCAACACCAGUCCACCACGACCGCCGCUGUCGUCGCUGGUAUAGAACGUGGGCUGUUUGGCGGCGCCGAUGACGCUGCUGAAGCCGCCACCGCCCAACGCAAUGAUGGCUGCGUUGCCCUCGCGAAUUCCCCCUGCGCUGCAGUUGCCGCGACACGGCCCCUCCUCCAUGGACAUGGAUGACUCGGAUGGCGAGCUGGAGCAGGAGCAUCAGGUGUGCCACGACGAUGACGAUGCGGCCAUCGAUGUGGAGGCGGACGAGGAGCCCGAACUUGUGCGUCAAAUCCCGCCCUCCAAUGAGCGUGUCAACUCGAGGCCACCAACGGCUCCGCCACCAACGUUGCCAACGUUGCCAACGCCCAACGAUGUUAAGGGCAGCAAUCAUUGUGUGGAAGCUGCUGUCAGUCCAGCUGCUGCUGCUCUGGAUAAAUCGAUAAGCCACAAGGCAACGCACAGCUAUUGAGCAGCCCCCUUCCCUCCCCCUGUGCGGCAAGCUCUGUCCCAGUUGCAUUGUAAAUUUCUAUUGAAAAGUUUUGCCAAAGGAUCAGCGGCUAAGUGCACAUCAAUUGGUUUCAAUGCUAAACACACACACAAAGGCCAAAUAUCGAGGAUGGCUCCUCCUCCAUCCUCUCCCCUCUCGUACUCGUAAAUCUACUAUCUAUAUAUAUGUUAUACUAUAUAUAGAAAUCGAUAAAAAGCUGUAAAGUUUUUGAAUAGUUUGUUCCUAAAGCUUUUGUAUAUACUUACUAAGUAGUAUGUGCUCGCUUACCUUAAUCUGCGAGUCUUUCUCUCUCUCUCUCUCAAUCUUUUUCUCUUCUAUCCAGCUUAGCAUUUCCAGGAAAUGUAGGAAGUACGACUUUCCUUCCUCUUUUCUCCCCUCCUCUACUCUGCCACUCAUUGUAAAUGCCUCCUGCUCAAUAAUUUUUAAGCCAUAUUCCUUAACUGUUUUUGCGUUUUUUUUUGUUUUCUAAAAAUGAAACUUGUAAAUAAUUGCGUGUUUGCAGCUUAAUUAUUUUUAUGAAGAACUAAGUUUCGCUUUAACUUUCGAUUGCUGGUCAAGUGUAGGUUAAUUCCAUAUGCAUAAAAGAAAAAAAAAAAAAAGAAAUAUACAUUUAUAGUACUUGUAUUAUAAUCGUAAUUACUUAUAGUUAUCGGUUGGUUUCCAUAAGCAAGCAAUUAAAGAAUAAACAACUUAUAUAAAACUACACUCUUGUAUGUACUAUAUUGUCUAAUUGUACGCUGUAAAAGUCGAAUGUUGCCAAUGCGCAUCUAAAUGUACAUACACAUACAUAUACAAACACACACACACAUAUGCGUGUGUGUGUGAAGCAAUUACCAAAUAACUAGUUAAAUUAUUACUUCAAUGUACUAAACACAACACAAACUAAGUGAGAACAAAGAAAAGGAAAUGAAUUGAAAAAAAUCAGUAAAAAAUAUUAAAAAUGCUUAUAUAAAAAUAAAAUUAUCAAUAAAA
Molecule: messenger RNA, 3831 nt
Organism: Drosophila sulfurigaster albostrigata
Lineage: Eukaryota; Metazoa; Arthropoda; Insecta; Diptera; Drosophilidae
Gene: Hmx
Product: homeobox protein Hmx
Biological process (GO): regulation of transcription by RNA polymerase II
Cellular component (GO): nucleus
Molecular function (GO): RNA polymerase II transcription regulatory region sequence-specific DNA binding; DNA-binding transcription factor activity, RNA polymerase II-specific
Source: RefSeq, a predicted model, not a curated record